Molecule: messenger RNA, 615 nt
Organism: Phascolarctos cinereus (koala)
Lineage: Eukaryota; Metazoa; Chordata; Mammalia; Diprotodontia; Phascolarctidae
Gene: NEDD8
Product: NEDD8 ubiquitin like modifier
Molecular function (GO): protein binding
Source: RefSeq, a predicted model, not a curated record
GAGAUUUCCAGUUCCUCGAAGGCGGCCGGUCCGACAUAACUAACCGGUCGCCCUUUUUGUUCACCUAAUCGCUAAGAGGGAGGGACGGAAUUCCCGAACAUUUGAUGCUAGGAAAUCAGAUCGGAGGGCUCCAAAGGCCUGGAGUCCAAACGGUGACCCGGAAGCGGAAAUCUCUUGCAGGCGGAGUGCUGGUGAGCGGAGGCAGCCGCGGCGGCAGCAGUAGCAGCAAUUCAUCCACAAGAAGCUUGGCUACAGGGGGAAGAUGCUGAUCAAAGUGAAGACGCUGACAGGAAAGGAAAUUGAGAUUGACAUUGAACCCACAGACAAGGUGGAACGGAUCAAAGAGCGAGUAGAAGAGAAAGAAGGAAUUCCUCCACAGCAGCAGCGACUCAUCUACAGUGGCAAACAGAUGAACGACGAGAAGACAGCUGCUGAUUACAAGAUCCAGGGGGGUUCAGUCCUCCAUUUGGUGUUGGCUCUUCGUGGGGGAGGUGGCCUUGGGCGGUGAUGGACCUCCCUCUACUUUAUUCCCUUACCCCAUCACUUAUAAUGAUGCGCCAUACACCCUUCCACUUCCUGGAACAACAGAACCACCACUUCCUCCCCAGGACAGAU